Molecule: messenger RNA, 465 nt
Organism: Puccinia graminis f. sp. tritici CRL 75-36-700-3
Lineage: Eukaryota; Fungi; Basidiomycota; Pucciniomycetes; Pucciniales; Pucciniaceae
Exons: 5
Coding region: 1-465 (154 amino acids)
Source: RefSeq, a predicted model, not a curated record
AUGUUCGCGCCUCGUGCAUGGAGACGACUGGUCAUCAUGUCUCUGACAACAUUAACUUGGGAUUCAUCCUGUGAAAAUCAGUCGAACGCACCACAAAACAGGACAAGAACCUGGGGAUCUCAUCAAUUCAAUAUAGACAAGGAGCCUUGUCGUAAAAUCCCCUUGAAGCCUGCUUUGUGGUCUCAACUGGGAAUGAACGAUUAUCUGGAAAAUUAUCCCGGAGGAUCAAAGAUAACUCUUCAGGAAUACGCGAGUCAAGUGGGCGCGACAGACUUCUUCCCUGGAAUUGGCGAGCAUCCACAUAGUGGUCAGUUGUGUGAAGCUGUGAAAGGUCGAGAUUGGUACGCGCUUGUGGCAGCUCAAAAUUGGAACUCAUUUGUUAACAGUCUGUAUGAUUCAGCUGGUUACGCGUACGAGUGUCCAGUAUGUGCAAUCAUCGUGGAUUUCUUCAGCAGUGUAAAUUGA